UGGCACAACACGCACCCGUAUAUGCACCUUGGGCGAAAAGUGACAACCGGGUUGCCUGCUUGUUGACAAAAAAAAAUUCGCAAAAAUUUCACGAAAAAAGAAACGAUCGCCCCGCAAAAUCUGAAUUACGCCCGUAAAAUUGACUCUCGGCGAGUAAACGAGGGGAUUAGCAGGAUCUUGGCCGGCUCGUAGAGCAACACAGCCGUCACGAUUAGCGGGGAAAGCAGAGUUCGCAAAAUGUCCUUCAGCACGGACCUUCCGGAAGCCAAAAAACCGUGCAAAGGCAUUCUGAAAUCAUCCAGCAGCUUCGAUAAACACUCGUCCGCGGCCACCUCGGCUCACCGGAAAAGUGCAAAGUUUGACGAGUUGAACGUACUACAGACGCAUCAUCCACCGGAUAAGGACUAUGGCCACAUGAAGGUAGACGAACCAAAGACGCCGUACAACUAUGUCGAACAGGAUGACGUCGACCAGCUGGACGCCGAGUUGCUGGUUGAAAGACUUCGAGUGGCCGCAAACACACGCACGGAAUCGUUCUCCGAAGAGGAAGAGUCCGAGGAGGAAGAGGAAGAGUUGACUGAAGAACAAAAGAAGCGCAAACUGGAGUUCGAACGUCGCCGCAAGCUACACUAUAACGAGUUCGAAGCGGUAAAGGCAGCUCGCAAACUAAUCGAAGAAGAAGACGACGACGAUGAGGAUGACGAUGAUGCUGAUGAUGAUAAAGAGGCGGCAUCGGGGGUCUCUAAACGCUCGGACUCGCGGGUAGCUGAAGGUUCGGCUGUAGCGACUGGUGCCGGACCGAGCGCUUCCGCACUGGAGGAAGAUACGCACAUGGAAGUGGAAGAGCAGGAGGAGGUGGACCGGAACGGCAGUGCUGGUGGCUCAGAGGCGGCAUCCAGCUUUUUUACUCCCUCCGACAGCUUAGCACCCCGUCUGAAACCAGGUACGGAAGAUCUCGUUUAGGAGAACGUUCUACUAGCGCGUCUACCGGGACGGAAAACGGAAAUAAUCGAUCGGGAGGAAGGAUUGCUGCGAUAGAAUAUUGUCACAAUGGGAGUCUUCCUCUCCCUCCUUUUUUCUCCGUUCAAUGAACAACUCACAGCCAGGGACGACACCACUGAAAUGUCUUCGCGAUGGCGUGCAGGUGGCAUGAGGACCUUUCUAUGAUUGCCACGUUUUAUUUUUUCAUUUCUACCAUUUUAAAUCCCUAAAUUGUACGAAAAUACAGUGUUCGAAGUUGAGACGGCUUACUGCUAGAAGCAUGGUAGCAGCCACGUAAUAGAUCUAUCCUGUGUUGACGGGAACGCUAGUAGAGACACCAUCCUAGUAGCCCUCUCUUUUCGGAUUGCUCAUGUAAUCUCUUUAAUGAUCUUUUGCUUUUUUCUUUCUUUUUCUUUGCUUUUGUUUUUAAUUUUGUUCAUCUAACGCAUGUUGUGCUGUACGAUGCUCACAAUAAUGCCUUACGAUCCUCUACCGCUCGCUUUAAAAUGUUCGUUCUACACUUUCUGCGCACAGUCCUGAGUGUGGCUGUCAUUGAGGAAGCCUCUGAGCAUUACGCAACUCGUAGUUCGGCGAUCGCAUUGAUCAUGGUGGUGUCAAUAGGCGCGAUGCUCUUUUUCAUUGUCACUUUCACCUUUCUCUUCUACUGGUUCAAGCAGAGCAGAACUUGAGCUGGUUAGUGAGUGUCGGUGUUAGGAUAUGCAUUACCAAAUAAGCUAAAGAUCUCCCCGCAGUGAGUGAGAAUACACAUAACAAGAGAAGCACGAUCGGCAUGCGUUGCUGUAUCCAUCACACUUCCCACUCCCUUUGUUUUGUUUUGGUACUAUAGCAUGUUAAAAAUCGUCCCCAAAACAGAAGCCCCUUUCGUUGGUUAUAAUCGUUAAAUGAUUUAACUGUAAAUAACCUCGCAGAUAUGGCGCAGAUUGUGUUGUGGAUGCCAUGGUUGGUGUUACCAGCGUGGCUUGGCACUAUUUACAAGUUCACUCACCACAUUUUCAGUAGUUCUUGUUGUAAGAUUUCAUCGAUUGAUACACACUUUAUUAACCAUAGAUUACAUGAAAGCUCAUUUUGGUCCACACUUUAUGAACGCGCUUGAGACUUUUGUGAGAGCACACGACCUAACAUAAAUACCUCCUUUCUGUAGUGUGAAGUAAUCAAAUGUGUAGACAUAACCAACCAGCAGCAUGGCAUGGUGGCCAUACCAUCAGCUUAUGCUUUUUGUUCAAAGAGGCAGGUGCGUGGGUAGCGUCUACUUUGUCUCGUGCGAGUGACCCCGUUACGUGCUCCAGCCGUCUACCGCUUCCAUACGAUGCAUUCAUCUGAAUCACACGGGGUUGGUAAAGCUUGUGGUGAUUUUAUCAGAAUAUUCGGCUUAUUAGUGUAACAUAGAACAGUAGCACAAUCAAACAAUCGAAACAAUCAAUAGCGCGAAAGUGCAAACAGCGCUUUCGGCGUUUUGCGAAAUCGGAAAUCGCCAAAAAUUGAUUAGACUCAGCCAACCAGUAUCGCAGAUUGUGUGUGUGUGUGUGGAUAGUGUUGAUGAUAGGUAAGGGAAUCAUGAUUUUAGCAACGUGAUGCUGAGUGAAGUAAUGACGCCGUUGUUGUCGAUCGAACAAAGCAAUAGAAGCAAUAGAAGAACGAAACAUCAAAACGAAAUUCGCUACGCAAUUAAUAAAGUAAUACAUUUUGCACUGGUCGCAGAGAAGCGGGCCAAAUAUUGAGGAACAAAUUUAUCAUGGAAAAAAAUAAACACCGAAGGUGGUAUGCUUCGUGCGCUUUAGGUAGCCAAAUCGGACGUUAUGGACGAUAAUCAAAAAACCUUUAUCCCUGAAGCCACUUUGGGGAACAAAAAUCAAAACUCUAAAAAAUGACCCCUAAGUCGGUUUGCAAAAAGUGCGUCACCAGAAAAUGGUACUGAAACACACACACACACACACCCACUAUCCCUCUAUCUGCCGGCCUCUCUGGCAGUUGAGCACACUUCGAUGUGCUAAAUAUCAUACGCUUGAUUCAUGCAACAGCAGUGCGAAAUGUAUUUAGCCAAGAAAAUGUUAGUUUUACUACAGUCGAUGUACGUUUUAAGCUAGCCUGCUUUAUGUUUUAAGCGGAAACUGAUUUUCUAUAUUCUGUCGAAUGUUGCGGCUGCCGUUGCUCGAUAGCAACGCCCGUGGCAGCUGCAAAAGCGCCGUACUAUUCUUCCCAAGAGCGUGACGGGGAGAAAAGCAUAACUAGUAUUGGAAGUUUUAAGGAUUUCAGCAAUAUGUUGGCCAAUGUGCCGAAUAUGGUAAAAUUGUUUUCUCAGCAAAUAUUUAGGAACAAAGAAAUGUAAGAACAUACUCUGUCUGUUGGCUCAGUUUGGUCAAAGCGCGCAUGAGAAGCGUAGUAUGUAAGAAGAAAUGUAAGUUGCGUACUGAAAUACCAUUGUUAAUUGGAGGAUUUGACUAAAAAUUGGGUAGGAAAGUGGUUAAACAGUGGUUAAUGUGAGCGACGAGAACAAUGAAUCACAAUGCUUAUUGGAUACACUGGAAUGCGAAAACCGCCGCACCGCGAUUGUGUGAAGUAGUAAAUUUUAAAUAUUUUUUUAAUUUUCUACUCCACACCGAUUGAACAACUGUUAAAACCUGUUUUAUUGGUCACUUUCUUUCGAGAGAUUAAGAUGGAAUAUAGGAAGAUUGAAAAACCCUAAAACAUGCGAGUGAGCAAUUGAAUUAGUAGAUAUAUUUUAGUGCUUUAUCGUACGUGUGUGCGCGUGUGGGUGUGCUUGAAGCAUAGCAGAAUUGAAUGAAAAGUAAGUUAAUUUGUUGAAAUCGACUCUUAGUAGGCUGCGAGAGCAAAACUUAAGGUGGUUUUUUGGGGUUUUUAAAGAAAAGCAAGCUAAGAAGGUGAGAUGCGUGAGCUUCUUGAGAGUGUUCGAAACGAUUUUAGCGAUUUAAUUGUCGUUUUACCAUUCUUCUUUCCACAUUUUUACGUUUGUACUCCAGCAGCUACACCGGACACUGGCGACAAAAACAAAAAACAGGUGUCCAUUUGCGUUCCGGGAAUUUCAUGGCUUUCUGUUUCAGUAGAAAAGAUAAGAACAGGUGAACAGGUUAACAUAUACGAUCUCUGCGCAGCGCUGAGGGACAAGUUGCCUAGAGCGAGGUGGUCCAGAGAUACACAUAACGAGUGCUAAAUCGGAACGAACUAUGAACUAUUUAUUAAGAAGUUGAGAAUACAUCGGAUAGCCAGCGGAGAAAUUAGAAACAAUUAAAUAUUAUAUAUUAUUUGCUACUGAUGAUGAAUAAAAACAUAUUGACGAGUA
Molecule: messenger RNA, 4300 nt
Organism: Anopheles darlingi
Lineage: Eukaryota; Metazoa; Arthropoda; Insecta; Diptera; Culicidae
Gene: I-2
Product: protein phosphatase inhibitor 2
Exons: 4
Coding region: 238-963 (241 amino acids)
Biological process (GO): regulation of signal transduction
Molecular function (GO): protein phosphatase inhibitor activity
Source: RefSeq, a predicted model, not a curated record